Molecule: messenger RNA, 1236 nt
Organism: Scheffersomyces stipitis CBS 6054
Lineage: Eukaryota; Fungi; Ascomycota; Pichiomycetes; Serinales; Debaryomycetaceae
Gene: SMI1B
Product: Smi1bp
Exons: 2
Biological process (GO): regulation of fungal-type cell wall biogenesis; cell wall biogenesis
Cellular component (GO): mating projection tip
Source: RefSeq, a predicted model, not a curated record
AUGAGCUUGCGACAAAAGUUUCAGGAAUUCAUCUAUUCCAUCAGCACCAGUGACAAGUAUUCGGAGUUUGACUCAAGAAAGUCGUUCAACAGAGUCAACAAACCGGGCCCAGAAUCAACCCUCUUGUAUUCUCACCACAACCAAUCGAGUCAUGAACUAAUCACAGAAAACGAUCUUGAUGACGGCAAUCUCAACAAACACAAUCUUGAUGGAGUCCACGAAGUCAAACUUGCCUGGAGACACAUCAAGAACUGGAUGGACAAGUACUCGCCGGACUUGGGUCAUUCUCUCCAGGAUAAAUGUACCAAUAGCGAUCUUAACGACUUCCAGAAGGACUUGAAUAUCAAGUUGCCCAAUUGUGUUUUAGAAUUUUACAAAUUGACCGAUGGUCAGUCCGACUUUGGCAACAACACCAACGAAAUCAACGGUCUCAUAUUCGGUCUUAAGCUCAUGCCAUUGGAUGAGAUUAUGGUUCUGACUGAAAACUGGAGAAAGGUAGCAAGGGUCUUGAACUCAGAGUUGUCUCAAAUUAAGCAAGCCAACAAGAUCAGCGAGUUGUCGAAAUUGCCUACAAUUCACAGCAAUCAAAAUGCCUACAAGAAGAAGUUGAGUGGAAACUCUUUCUCUAGAUCGACUCGUUCUUCAUCUGUAUCCAGUGAAUUAUCUUCUGGUUCAAACUCUCAAUUAAACAUUCCAAAACAGAGAUGCAUCCCUCCCGGGGCCACCCAUGAGACAUUUGCUCAUCCUAUGUGGAUUCCCUUAGCAACCGAUGAGGUAGGCAACUAUGUGGGAAUCGACUUGUCACCCGGUGCUACUGGUAAAUGGGGACAAGUGAUCUUGUUUGGUAGAGAUUUCGACUUCAAGUUCAGAAUAGCCGACAACUUUGGCGAUUUCUUGUUGAUCUUUGCCAACGACUUGGAAAUUGGCAACUGGGAGCUUAAACGAGACCGGAAAAACAACUAUGGAGACUUGUUUAUUGGCAAUGAGGGUGAAUUGGUAUACGUAGAUAAAACCACCAAGUUGGAAAUACCGUACUUGGAAGUUUUGAGAAGACGGGCUAUUGAGAAAUGGCUCUCUUCGUUAGAGAUUUCAGAGAACCUUACACCUGAGCUUGAGCAGUUAAAGCAAGACUUGACUGCUAAGGAUCAAACUUUGACAUCGUUCAAUAAGAGCUUAAACAAUAUCGAUAAGUUCAUCAACAAUAAUCUUUCUACCAUAGACAACCUUGACGAGCCA